AUGGAAACCCAUCCAGAACAAUCUGCUAAUUUGUCACUUGAGGACAUUAGGCACAAAAUCAGAGCUUACCGCUCUAUAGGGCACUUUGCUGAAGCAACGCUACUCAUUGAACAGCUGCCGCAAGAUGUUAGAUACUCGAGGGGCGUAGCAAUUGAAGCCGUCCAAUUAUACCUUGCCCAAGGACAAUAUCGCUUGGCAACCGAUAUCUGCAAUAAUGUUCCCGGACCAUCUUCUGCCGAAAUCGAGAGCGAAAGUUUCCCAUUUUCCAACCACGAUGAAGACGUCGUUGCUUUUGAGCUUCUGCGUGUUCUCACAUUACGAGUCGUGAGAUUCUCGAAAGUCAAGACGGCGCUCGAGAUUGCGCAACGAUUUGGCAGUGCUUGGAACCUUGGUAUGAUCGUUUCGAUUACAAUCUAG
This is a messenger RNA of Trichoderma breve, 417 nucleotides long. RefSeq lists its product as uncharacterized. The coding region runs from base 1 to 417 and encodes 138 amino acids. The transcript has a single exon. NCBI's taxonomy places the organism in Eukaryota, Fungi, Ascomycota, Sordariomycetes, Hypocreales, Hypocreaceae. The record is from RefSeq and is a predicted model, not a curated record.